AUGGCCUCCCUUUUGCGACGGCAGCCAUGUAGGCUACCACAGUACACGGUCCUUCGACAAUACCUCUCGACAAAUGCUCAAAGACCAGCCCCACCGUCACAAGAAAGUCCGGAAGUCACGACGUUCUCUGAUACUUCACGACCUCGACCGUAUUAUGCGAAGCACCCGCCGACGAGAGAGUUGCCUAGGAUCAAGUCCAAAUGGCCAGGAGCAUUGGCAACGUUGGCUGUAGCCGCAUGCGGCGGCGCGCUGUUCAUGACAUACGCGACGAACCAAGAGAAGCUGUCGAGUUCGGUGUUUAGGAGUAUCAUAAGGUCGCUGAGGGCGGAUCCUCAGAUGCAUGAAGCACUGGGAGAUGCUAUUAGACCGCAGCCGGAGUGGUGGCUGAAUGGAGACCCGAGAGUCAUUGGCCGGAUCAGCGUACUGCAAGGGAACAUUGACGUCAGUUUUAGAGUGAAGGGUUCGAAAGGCACGUACUUUACCCAUUGGAUCAGGCUCAAGAUUUUUAUGACAUCUUUUUCAGGCUCUGGCACCGUCUACUUCACGAGUAUAAGAAAAGAGAAGGGUGCACCUUUCACUGUCUUGCGUUUCAAAGUCAUCUGUGACGAUGGAACUGUUGUCAACAUUUCCGACACUCUUCCAAUGGAACAACCAUAA
Messenger RNA from Coprinopsis cinerea okayama7#130, 657 nucleotides. RefSeq lists its product as hypothetical. Bases 1 to 657 code for a protein of 218 amino acids. Gene Ontology annotation, biological process: mitochondrial respiratory chain complex IV assembly. NCBI's taxonomy places the organism in Eukaryota, Fungi, Basidiomycota, Agaricomycetes, Agaricales, Psathyrellaceae. Gene Ontology annotation, cellular component: mitochondrial inner membrane. The transcript is spliced from 4 exons. The record is from RefSeq and is a predicted model, not a curated record.